This is a messenger RNA of Labrus bergylta (ballan wrasse), 4384 nucleotides long. RefSeq names its product zinc finger protein 585A. Lineage: Eukaryota; Metazoa; Chordata; Actinopteri; Labriformes; Labridae. Gene Ontology annotation, biological process: regulation of transcription by RNA polymerase II. The record is from RefSeq and is a predicted model, not a curated record. Gene Ontology annotation, molecular function: chromatin insulator sequence binding. Gene Ontology annotation, cellular component: chromosome.
GUCAGCAUGGCGGAUAUGUUUUCCACUUCAUGCUUUGCCUUUCAAUGUUUUAGAGUCAUCUCAACAUUAAAAUCACAAUCAUAGAAAAAAUACAAGAUUUAAAACACCGCAGAGCUGCAGCGAGCUGAAUCUGCAGAUAUAAAAAAAGGAUCUCUCCACCCCGCACGGCUCUUGGAUACGGAGCUGGCUAACGUUAGCUUCUGUCUGUCGUGACUUGUGACCCACUUUGCUUUGUUUCCCAGACUGACUGAGUGAGAUGAAACAUCAGGCGCCUGAACACAACACAACAUGGGUGACAUCUUAAGUCAAUGACUCUGACCCAAGUUCAAGGAGAUAAACAAUCAGCCUUAGUGGGGGGAAAAAACACACUAAAAACUAACAAUGGGGGAAGUGACUGUUGAAGUUGAUGAGGAAGUGACGAAACAAGACUUCUCCUUGGAGCCACUGCCAGAGCCACUACUAAUAAUCCUGUCCCCACCUCCACCUUUCUUAACUGUGCCUGGGAAACCCUCUAUGUUUUGGCAUAAGUGGCUUAAAGCUUUUGAACACUAUGUCGAAGCGCUCAACGAACACGAGCUCAGUGACUUCAGUAAGUGUUUGCUCUUGCAGAACUGCCUCGGUCUAGAGGGUCAGCGUAUAUUUACAGCACUGAUCCAAAGUGAAACCAUGUAUGCAGAAGCUAUUUCAGCACUGACUGUUCACUUUAGCGCUGAUCAGACCUUUCAGAUGUAUCGCCUCAAAUUUUACCAGAGGGCUCAGGCCCCUGAAGAGACUGUUGAUCAGUUUGUGUCUGCGUUAGAAGAACUGCUGAGGCCUUGCAACUUUGAAGACUCACAAGACAAACUUAUCCUGGAUCAACUGAUCAAGAAAACAAACUGCCCUCAGCUCAAAGAGAGGCUGCUGUUGGAGAGAGCAACUCUGACCUUGGAUAGAGCGUUAGUAAUUGGUAAAGAGGUCGAGUCUGAGAAAAGUGAACUGUUUGGUAUUCACGAGGUCAGCGUGGACAUCGAAGACGAUUUUGAUCCUCCUGUUCAAAAAAAGGCCAAAAGAGGACGACCUCGGAAAGGGGAGAGUAGGGCAAAAAUUAAGACUGAAUCACUCUUGACUAAAAUCACACCGAGACCAUCUAGAUGCAAAGAUAAAUAUUGUUACAUGGAUGAUAUGCUGUAUUAUAGUGGCAAUGAGGAAGAACAUUUUAAUAAUGAUGAUGAGAUGGAUCUGGCUUGUGAUAUAUCCAGCAAUGCCACAGUCAGUGUUGGUAUCGGAGACGUGUUUAACCCUCCUGUUCAAAAAAAGGCCAAAAGGGGUCGACCUCGAAAAGGAGAGAAAAAGGCAAAUAGUAAAACUGAACCAUGUACGACUAAAAUCUCUCCGAGACCAUCAAGAUACAAAGAUAAUUAUUAUUACAUGAACGAUAUGCUGUAUUACAGCGACAAUGUGGAAGAUAAUUCUAAUAAUACUGAGGAGACUAAUCUGGCUUGUGAUAAAUACAGUAUUAACACGGAGGAUGAUGAUUCAGCCGUGUCAUUAUCACAGAGGAUGGAGGAAGACGUUUCUGAAAAAGCAAGUGAUGGCGUUGAUGACGAUGAUGAUGAUGAUGAAGAAGACGAAGACUUUGUCACGUCUUCGACUAAACUUAAAGGGCCCUACUGUCCCAUCUGUGACAACAGACGCUUCAGAGAUGCACACAAGCUGGCCAGACACAUGCGGACGCACACCAAGGAGAAACCAUUCAACUGCCCCAUCUGCGCGACGACUUUCAGCCAGUCGUAUCACAUGACACGACACAUGAGGAACCAGCACAGUGCAGGCCCUCACAUCUGCUCCACUGUGGGAAAAGUUUAGAGACCUACUCAGAGCUGCAAAGUCACAAAAGAACACACGGACCAAGAGUUCAGUUGUGUCCAGUUUGUCAUGAAGAGUUUACAAAGGAAGGCGCAUAUUUCACUCAUUUGUUAUCACACAGCAAAGACCAGUCAAACCAGAUAGAGGGACAGAGUUCCCAGGAAAGUGAUGAGGUGAAUAGUGGAGAAAUAAUCCAAUCAUCAACAGGAGAAUAUCCUGAGAGUGAUGCUUGCAAUGAUAAUGUUCCUGAAAUUAGUGAUGACAUUUGUCACAGUGACUCUGAGGAAAAAGGGUCUGAAGUUAUGUUUAAGACUGAAAAGAAGGAUAUAAAUGAAGCUGAAUCUGAAGAUAGAGGUGCAGAGAAAGAGAAAGUCACAACUAAGACUAAAUCCAAGGAGCAUGUCUGUCCCCAAUGUCCCAACAGACGAUUCCGGGGGUCAAACAAACUUGCCAGACACAUGAGAACUCAUACGAAGGAGAAACCGUUCAGCUGCCCAGUCUGCUCUUUGACCUUCAGCCAGUCCUACCACAUGACCAGACACCUGAGGAACAAGCACGACCUUGGUCAGUACAUCUGUCCUAAAUGUGGGAAAAGUUUAAGUAGCUGGCUUGAACUGAAAACACACAAGAGGACUCACGCUGUGGAAGGCCUAACGUGUCUCGCAUGCGAUAAACAAUUCAAGGAGAAGUCUGCGCUUGUGAGUCAUCUCAAAAUACACAAAAAAAUUAACAACCCUCGAAGCCUUGUCUGUGCCGACUGCGGGAAAGUAUUUGGUAGAAUGUAUCAUUUGAAAAGACACAUAAUGAGUCAUCGUAAAGCGUCGAAUAGCGAGUGUUACACAUGUCCCGAUUGUCAGAAGACUUUCGCUUUCCCAGAAGACCUCAACAAACACUUGGAGGUUCACGUGAAAGAAAACAAUGGGACUUGUCCAAAAUGUGACGAAAAGUUCAGUAGUCCUGAAGAACUUGAGGCACACAUGGGGGCUCAUGAAAAGACAUACACAUGCAACACCUGUGGUAAGAAGUUUAAGGUGGAGUAUGCGCUGAAAAAGCACGAGCAGGGCCACCAGAAUGAGCAGUACUACUGUUCAUUGUGCCGUAAACGCUUCAUCAAGCUGUCUCACUAUAAAAGGCACAUCAUGGUCCACGACAGACGAGAAUCCAGAUGUCCACACUGUGACAGCGUCUUUUUACAGAUUACAGCUUUUAAGUAUCACCUGCGGACUCAUAAGGAAGAAAGACCAUACCAGUGCACAUGUUGUAUUGAGACCUUUGAGGAGAAGGAAGAUCUAGAUCAACACUGCCUCAAACACAGGAAAUUCAAGAAGCAGCGACCAUACUCGUGCACUCGGUGUGACAGUGCCUUCUGUUCUCUGAUCGAGCUAACAGACCACAUGAUCUCACACGAGGGCGAGCAGCCGCUGAACUGCCCCAUCUGCGGCAAGACCUUCCUGAACAAGAACAAGUUGGAUAAGCACCUGAGCAUCCACACAGGAGAGAGACCCCACCUCUGCUCCAUCUGCGGCAACGGCUUCCCCUCGGCUGCCAGCCUCAAGCUGCACGCCCACAUCCACACCGGAGAGAAACCCUUCCAGUGCUCACAGUGCAACAAGACCUUCAGGUCAUCCAGCGGGCUGCGGCUGCACAGCAGGCAGCACUUGGAGGUGCGGCCCAGCUACGAGUGCCCAGAGUGCGGAAGGACUUACGGCCGCAUGACGGAGCUGAAAAUGCACCAACGCUAUCACACGGGGGACAAACCAUAUGCCUGCACCUGCUGCAGCAAACGCUUUAUUAGCAAAGACAAACUGAAUGUUCACAUGAGGAUACACACGGGGGAGAGGCCGUACUCCUGUCCCCACUGUGGACAGACCUUCACACAGACUGGGGACAGAAACAGACAUAUCAGUAAAUUCCACUAAUAAGAUUCUGUAGUAACAGAAGCUUUGGUAGCUGCUUCUGAAUGAUUGUUACGGUGAUUUUGCAUGUUUGUAGGGCUUUUUUAAAUUUACCAGCACAGCCUGGGCCAUAACAUCUCUUCUAAAUUAGGGAACACUUUGAGGUGUUGGCUUAAACUGAGAGCACAUAAAAUCGAAUUGAGUUGAAAGUCAGCCGUGUCUUGCGUAUUGUUGAUUAUUAAAGGUAAGACACACGAGAAGGUGCAGAAAUCAAAUGUAUCUUAGCAUACAGUAUAUAUUGUUAAAAAAAAGUCGAACUCCCUCUACGUUUAUCGUUGUUAGCUCUUCAUUCCUUCAGACUACGUGACGCUUGCUUCAGCUUGUUUAUGUGUCACUCAGAAGCUCAAACUUGUUUCAUACAAGUAAACCCCUCUCUCUCCAAUGGUUAGUGUGCUGAGGUACAGAGGAGGUUUGUCCAAAUAUAAGUUUUGUAUUGGUCUGAGAGACUCGUGCUUAAGUGCUACAUGUACUGGACCCUCUGAUAGUCACAGAUUAUGCCUUUAAAGCCUAAGGCCCCGUGUCCACUAAGCGUAUUUUUCUGAGCGCCAGCAUCUUUUUUUCAAUAAGAUAAAAACAGCAGCAGC